This is a messenger RNA of Dendronephthya gigantea, 3659 nucleotides long. Its product is annotated as protein argonaute-2-like. The record is from RefSeq and is a predicted model, not a curated record. Gene Ontology annotation, molecular function: RNA binding; protein binding. NCBI's taxonomy places the organism in Eukaryota, Metazoa, Cnidaria, Anthozoa, Malacalcyonacea, Nephtheidae. Bases 300 to 3392 code for a protein of 1030 amino acids. The transcript is spliced from 3 exons.
AACGAAGAUGAAUGUAAAGUUUUAUUUUAUUUUUUUAACCAAGAAAGAGCAUCGAUAUUAUUCAACAAAAAGGAAAAUCUAUUGAAAGGAGACAUAAUAUUAUUUCAGGGAAAAGUUUUAUGCCCUGUCGUGCAAUUAAAACAGGUUUCCUGGAAAAUACCUUCUAAGAAAUGACGUGUUAAACUCAUAUCAAAAGAAAGAGCGCAGUGAAUCACGUAUGUAGAUGUUUACUUGAACGAGUUUUCAACGAAUUAUCAUUGAAAUCUUACAUUCAAAUUCAUCAAAGAAUUGAAUUUCAAAUGUCUGAGGAACAAGGAGGUAGAGGGAGGGGUAAAAAACGUGGAAAGGGCCGUCGUGGAAAAGGACGUGGACGAGGAGGUGGGCAAAGUGAAAGCAGUGCCCCUGGUGGUCUACAGCAGCAUGGAGAGGAGGAGAGAGGGGCAACUGCUUUGUCUGUGAACGACAGCAGGGACAGAGGAGCACAGACUCCUAAGAAACAUGCGGAAAGACAAGAGCAUGGAGGAACCCAACCUGCUUCGCAAGAACAUGGUAGAGGGCCAUUGGGCACAGCUUCCCACACACAACCACAACAACAGCACCAGAAACAACAAAAACGGCAGCCACAAAAACAACAACCAAAGCAACCAGAUACAACUGAUGGUGGGUCUCCAAACAAGCCUGGAGAAGAUCAACCACCCUUGAGAGCCCACGGUGGUGCAACACCUAAAACCACACCAGUAACCCCUCAGCAACAACCAUCCAAGACACCCCCACCUAGCCAACCAGCGGGCAAACCACAACCUCAAGCAGCUCAACCAAAGAUCCAUGCCCCACAACAACCGACUGGUCCACCUCGUUCUGAGAAAGGUGAGCUGCGACCACCACUCCGACCUGAUAAAGGUGGCACGGUUGGUCGACCGAUUCGUCUCAGAGUAAACUUCCUACCAGUACAGUUGCCAAAAAAUGAUAUCCACCACUAUGACACUUCUAUAAAACCAAAUUUCAAAACGAAUGGUGAUGGUUACACCAAAACUGAAGCACCAAAGAUAAUAGAGAGUAUUGUCAAACAGUACGAGACUGCUAAUCCGAGCGGGCCCAAACUUGUUUACGACAAGGACGGAAAGAAUAUGUAUUGCCGCACGCCAAUUCCAGGAAUUGGGAAAGACAAACGAGAAUUUAAAAUUAAAUUCAUAACGGAUACUGGCAAAGAACGAGAGUAUACGGUUGCAAUCCAAUGGGCAGCUCAGGUAAGCCUCUAUGAUCUCAACGAAGCUCUAGAGGGUAGGUUGACUGAGAUACCCAGAAACACCAUGCAAGCUAUACAGACUGUUCUCAGAUUCCUACCAUCAAUGACCAAUAUCCCUGUGGGGCCAUCAUUCUUCAGUUUCCCAGAUGGAAAUGAGAUGGACCUUGGUCUUGGACUGCAAAUGUGGAAUGGUCGUUUUGUCAGCAUUCGUCCGACCCAAUGGAAAAUGAUGUUGAACGUCGACACAAGUUCCACUGCCUUUUACAAAUCACAACCGGUUCUUCACUUUAUGUGCGAUUACCUGAAUCUUCGGAACAUCCCAGCCAGACUUAACAAGGGUCAAGCUAAGCUGUUUCGGAAAGAGAUGAAAACUAUUAAGAUUGAGACAACCCAUGUCAAGAGAAAACAAAGGGUCAGUGGCCUUUCUGAGAGAUCUGCCAUAGAAUCAAAGUUUCCUUUGAGUGGCAAAAUGAUCAGCGUUUUUGAUUAUUUCAAAACCCAGUAUAACAUCACUCUGAAGUACCCUGACCUGCCUUGCUUAAAGAUCGGCGCCAAAGGUAAUCUUCUUCCAAUGGAAGUGUGUAAUAUUAUGCAAGGUCAGCGACGUCAGGGCAAAUUAACAGCAGACCAGACACGAGAAAUGAUCCGUCACACGGCCAUACCAGCUCCUCGACGCCAACAGGAGAUCCAAAGGGUGAUUAGAGAAGCUAAAUAUGACCAGGACCCGUACUGUCGGGAUUUUGGUAUCAAGGUUGGAACGGAAAUGGUAGCUGUGCAAGGCCGUGUACUAGAACCCCCUCUCCUGAACUAUGGUCCAGCUAGUCAACCAACCCGCGAAAAACCGAAAGAUGGUGCUUGGAAUAUGCAAAACAAAGCGAUGUUUGAACCGAAAGAAUUGAAAGAAUGGGCACUCGUGUCGUACGAAAAUCCACAAUUCUUCGACGAACGCGCGAUUGACAACUUCAUCAACAGGCUUGUCAUGGCUGGCAAAGAGAAACACCUCCUUAUUCACCCAUCACCCUGUCAAAAAUUAAUAAAACGUGGCUACGAUGGCAUCGGAUAUCUUUUUGGCCAGCUUCACAAAGAUUAUCCCAACCUUCAACUUAUCGUCGUCGUUUUUCCCGGUAGAGGAAGCACGGAUGAAUAUUAUGAGGAGGUAAAGCAUUACGGAGAUGUUGAAUAUGGCAUUCGCACCCAGUGCGUGAAGUCGAAAAACGCAAAGAAAGCCGAUAUGCAGACGAUGGCGAACAUCUGCCUCAAGAUCAAUGCCAAACUCGGUGGAACAACUGCUGUUAUAGAUAAAGGUAUUCGCUCCCCGAUUCUCAAACGCCCCGUUAUCAUCUUCGGCGCUGACGUCACCCAUCCCUCGCCACGUGACUCGACCACGCCCUCGAUUGCUGCGGUCGUAGCGAGCAUGGACUCCCAUCCCAACCUCUACAGCGCUGAGGUACGCAUUCAGAAACAUCGUCUUGAGAUCAUCGCCGAGUUAAAGGAAAUGGUUGUGAUCUUACUUAAGAAAUUCCGAGCGUCUACAAAAGUCGCGCCAGAGAAGAUUAUAUUCUAUCGAGAUGGUGUCAGUGAGGGACAGUUCAGAGAUGUGCUCAUUCAUGAACUACAAGCUUUCCAACAGGCCUGCAGGGAACUUCAUCGAGAUUACAAACCCCAAAUCACCUUCAUCGUUGUUCAGAAGCGACAUCACGCUAGAUUCUUCGCUGAAGAUACACGAGAUCAACGUGGAAAGAGCAAGAAUGUACCCGCCGGGACGGUGGUCGACACCCAGGUUUGCCACCCGUACGAGUUCGACUGGUACCUCUGCAGUCACGCUGGUAUCCAAGGUACCAGUAAACCAGCACAUUACCACGUCCUGUACGACGACAGCAACUUCAAGUCCGACGACCUGCAGAUCCUGACCAACCAGUUGUGUCACACCUAUGUGCGCUGUGCCAGGUCAGUGUCCAUCCCUGCUCCCGCCUACUACGCCCACCACGUGGCAUUUCGAGCCCGCUACCACCUCAGUGAGGUCGACCGUGGGAGCAGUGAUGGAAGUUCAGCCUCUGGAGGUGAGGGGGUCACCCUGGAUAAAAGUAAAAUGAUUCAAGCUAUAAAAAUCCACGAUAAAAUGAACUCUACGAUGUAUUUUGCAUAGAAAAAAUAUGGUGUAUGAAAGACAGCUCUUUCGUGGGAAAAUUAGACAGCAAACUCAGAUUAAAUGCAUGUCAGUUUAUGACAAUAAACACGGUGAAAUAUGCAUUAAACAGCAUAUAUAUUUUAGCAAAUAACAUUAUAUAUAUAUAUAUUAAAUAGUGCUGCACAUAACAUUUUAAGUUUAGCUUUAAAAGCCUAGGGUAUAAGAUAACUCCAAAAGAUUGUGUAAUAAAUCAAUAUCUGGGUUGAUCCAAUACAGUAAUCCGAU